GGGCAAUGCCCUCGGGACUGUGGGCCCACCGGGCGGGGAUGGGGAGCCAAGUUACGGUCGCCGAAGGGCGAGCUGGACGCUGGGUGUCGGGAAGGUUUUAGCGCCUGAGGAGCCAGAGCGCUGGGGGACCCGUAGGGGAGCCAGGCCAGCCCCGCGCACGCUCACGCGGCGGAGGCGCGCUCGGGGGCGGGGCCUCUCGCCGGGCCCCGCCCAGGAGGUGGCUCCGCGCAGGCCCCGCCCCCGGCGCGCGGUGCGGACGGCUCCACUUCUGUCCGUCGCCGCGUCGCCCCCGUCCCGCCGGGCCCGGCGUUCUAGAACUCGCCGCGCAGCUGCCUCAGCACCCAUGAAGCGACUCAGUCCCGCCAGCCAGCCCAGUCCAGUCCUGCAGGUACAGGAAGAUGGAGAUAACCUCAUCCCCUUUGCCAAGUGUUCCAGGGUGGUCAGCCGAUCCUCACCCCCCAGCUUGCCUUCCCAGAGCCUCAGACUGACACGCCAGCAUUAUGGAGACGUCUUCUGGGACAGCCUUAGUGAAAGGCCCAGCUCCACCUGGAUGGAAGAACGGUACAUCCCCUCCCUGCAGAGAGCCACUGGUUGUUCCCAGCCUGGCGUGUACCCCCCUGAGGGGCUCCCACCCCCUGAGAUGCUUUUCAGAAGAAAGAGGAGGAGGUCAUAUUUGGCAGGAAUGCAGGGACCUGGGGGCAUCCCAGCCCGGGUAAGGGCUGUCACUUACCACCUGGAGGAUCUAAGGAGGCGUCAGAGAAUCAUCAAUGAGCUGAAGAAGGCCCGGUGGAGCAGCUCUGGCGCUGCGGCCGAGCCCCUGGUGCCUGGAGAAGCGAGCUGUGGAUUCCCCAGCACCAGCCAACAGCCUCGUCAGGACGAGGAGGGGGCAACCUACCCACCGGAAGACGACCACUUCCUCCCUCCCGGCAGGGCCCAGCUGCUUUGGUCUCCCUGGAGUCCCCUGGCCCAGGAAGGAUCUUUCCUCUCCAGGCAGCUGAGCUCUCUGACCCCCUACAGCACUGUCACAGCCUGUAGGAGCCCCCCUUUCAAUACCUGGGGGAUGGAGCUGCCCGAGGAAUAAGGAAGAGCCCUUAUGAAGUCUCCGCAGACUAAAGGCCCAGGGAUGGUAACGAAACCACCCAUGUCUAUCCAACAUGCUCGCGCUGCCUCGGGGACCCACGCCGCCUCCUCGUCGCUGGAAUCACCCCCGAAUGCACCUCCCGUCCUCAGCCUCUCCCAGCUUCCCCUCCCGCCUCUGCACUCGGCGCUGACAGCCCCCGGGCCUCCCGUCUCAGCCCGCCCCUCGCAGGAGCUCCCCAAGGCCGGCGGGCCCGCUGGCUCCCUGCAGGGUUCUUUCCGCUGGUCUGUCAUUAAAAGGAAAACAAGUUGA
This is a messenger RNA of Myotis myotis, 1390 nucleotides long. RefSeq names its product inhibitor of CDK, cyclin A1 interacting protein 1 (gene INCA1). The transcript has 7 exons. Lineage: Eukaryota; Metazoa; Chordata; Mammalia; Chiroptera; Vespertilionidae. Gene Ontology annotation, molecular function: cyclin-dependent protein serine/threonine kinase inhibitor activity; cyclin binding. The record is from RefSeq and is a predicted model, not a curated record. Gene Ontology annotation, biological process: negative regulation of cyclin-dependent protein serine/threonine kinase activity; negative regulation of cell population proliferation. Gene Ontology annotation, cellular component: cytoplasm. Bases 344 to 1081 code for a protein of 245 amino acids.